Messenger RNA from Colletotrichum higginsianum IMI 349063, 3036 nucleotides. Its product is annotated as Helix-loop-helix DNA-binding domain-containing protein. NCBI's taxonomy places the organism in Eukaryota, Fungi, Ascomycota, Sordariomycetes, Glomerellales, Glomerellaceae. Gene Ontology annotation, molecular function: protein dimerization activity. The record is from RefSeq and is a predicted model, not a curated record. The transcript has 2 exons. The coding region runs from base 1 to 3036 and encodes 1011 amino acids. Gene Ontology annotation, biological process: positive regulation of transcription by RNA polymerase II; SREBP signaling pathway.
AUGCCCUACACGGAUACACCGCUCGGCAUCAUGGCGGACCAGGACCCCAACGCCCUGUUCGGCCUCGACGACUCGGCCCUCGCCGUUGCCCCGUCCUUCCUCGACGACUCGGACUCCCAGAACCUCGAGUCCGCCUCCAACGGAGCCUCCAACAUCGCCAGCGACGGCCAGUCCUACUACAACGCGACCAAUUGGUCCUUUCAGGACACGCCCCCGUACGAUUCCUACAGCACCAUCGCGGCCACCUCCGCCGCUGCCGCCACGCCUCUCUUCCAGACUGCCUCCCCCUGGGAACAACUCUCCCCGAACCAGCACCACCAACAGCAGCAGCAGCAGCAGCAGCAGCAACAACAACAACACCAACAUCACCACGCUCCUACCAACGUAACCUCCCCCCUCGAUCACUCGACCCUCGCCCAGGCCGGCUUCUAUGCCGCUCCCACUCCCGCUCCCUCCCACAACCAGCACUCCCAUCGAGCCGGCCAACACCACACCCUGCCCCAAGAGACGCUGAGCCUCCUGACUCCCGCCCAGCAGGAAAAGCUCAGGAACAUCGCCAUGCCCGCCCAUCUCCAGUAUCAAUCUCCCAAGAGCGAGCCGAGCCCCGGAUCCGCCACCAGCGACCACAAGGCAGCAGGACUGUCGUCCCCCGACGCCCACGACCUCUCGAGCAAGGACAGCCGGAAGCGCAAGUCGUCGGCCGACGCCGACGACGACGACGAUGAAGAUGACGAGAACCACCCGGUCAAGAAGACGGCCCACAACAUGAUUGAGAAGAGGUAUCGCACAAACCUCAACGACAAGAUCGCCGCCCUUCGCGACAGCGUGCCCAGCCUGAGGAUCAUGUCCAAGAGCGCCAGGGGCGAGGAUACCACCGAGGAUCGUGAGGAGCUGCACGGCUUGACGCCGGCACACAAGUUGAACAAGGCUACCGUUCUGAGUAAAGCGACCGAGUACAUCCGCCACCUCGAGAAGAGGAACAACCGACUCUGCGACGAAAACACUGCCAUGCAGGCCAGAAUCAGCGCAUUCGAGAAGCUCUUCGUCGCCGGCGCCAUGAACGGCGCCAUGAGUCCGCUCCAGCAGCCGCCCACCCCGAUGCAGUACCCGCAGGACCACUACAUCAGCACGCCCAUUGGCACGCCGCGCGGCGAGCCCGCCCAGGGCAUGAUCCCCGUCCCCGACGACAUGAAGCGCAUCAUCUCCGCCCAGAUGGCAGUCGGCCAGCCCUACCCCGUCCCGCAGCAAGGAUAUCGUGGAAACCCCGCCCUCAUGCGACAGCAACAGAUCCAGCAGCAACAGCAGCAGCAGCAGCAGAUGCAGCAGCAGGGACGCUGGGGCGCCGGCCCUUACUUUGGCAAGCUGAUGGUAGGCUCGCUCGCCGGCCUCAUGAUCAUCGAGGCCGUACGCGAGAACGAGCAGAGCAACGAGUCUCCCGAGGGCCGUGGCCUCUUCGCCAUGCCCAUCCAGCUGCUCAGCUACCUCGGAUCGACGUCACACAUGCACAUCGGCGGCUACUACAUCUCGCCUGCUCAGAUCAUUUCGCAUCUCAAGUUCUUGCUCUUCCUCGGCACCAUGUUGUGGGUCUUUGUGCCGUCGCUCUUUGUGUCGUCCGAGAAGAAGCCCAAGAAGGCGCAGCAUCUGAGGGAGUCGCUCCAAGCCGCCGGCUCCGUCGCGUCGCCGAUUCACGUGCGUCGCCAGGCCUGGCUGACGGCCAUCCAGACCGUCUGGGUCCCGCAACACAACUUCUUCCUCGAGGCGGCGGCCUUGAUGAUGAAGACGAUGAAGCUGAGCAUGCGCAACGCCAUUGGCGUGCACGGCUACCAGGUGCUCACCGGCCUCACGGAGGAGCAGGAGGCCGCACGUGUCAAGGCCUGGUCUAUCGCUCUGGAUGCGCAGCUGGCGGGAGGCGACGUCGAGAUCAACAAGAGCCGCCUCACGCUCACGCUCUUGGCAUCCGGCACCCUUCCCGACACCCCAUCGCGGCUCAUGCUCAAGGCUCUGCACGUUCGUGUGCUCCUCUGGGACCUCGGCUCCAAGGGCCUCCACAACAUCGUCGCCAAGAAGCUCGCCCGUUCUCUGUGGAACGAGGCUAGGAACCUGAACCGCGUGCGCUCCCAGCUCCGCCGCAACUCGGAGCAGGUCGAUGACGACCUCCCCGAGCACCUGGCGGCCCUGAUUGAGCUCGAGUGCGAUGACAUUCUCAACAAUGCCGUUAUCCAGCGGGCCUACAACCUGGCGUGGAACUUGGCGACGACCGAGGGCGUCACGGAGCACAACGAUGGAAUGGACUCGGUCGUCGACGACCAGGCCGUGCGCUCGCCCCUGGAUGCCGUCGCGGCUUGGUGGUCUAGCCAGACGAUCCAGCGUGCCUUGGUCACCAGCCUCGAGGCUGGCAAGGACGACGGCGACGCGCCGAGAGUGGUGUCGACGUGCUUGGAGUCGGCGCUCAAGACGGCGCCUAUCGGAUCCGGUACGCAGGCGCGCGCUCUGGUGGCGCGCGCCGUGCUCGUAGACGAGAAGCGGGGCGCCAACAUUGCCGCGGCGAUCCAGAACAUGCAGCCGGCCAGUGAGCAAGGUUCGAUCGGCCGGAUUGCUGCCAUAUUCGACUCGUCAACGUCGGCGCAGUCUCCGGAGGUGCAGAUGGCGCUCAAGUGUGCCAUGGCCAUUGCGCACUUGGAGCGUGCCAAGGUGACGGCGGCGGCACCGCACGAGGGCCUCCAGCAAGUCGAGAAGAUUGCGCGGCCCAGGACGACGGCCAACAUGUCGCUCCUCGGCUGCACGGCGCUCUUCAAGCUCAUGGAGGAGCUGUUCGCCAACCGGUCAUCGACGGAGUGUUUCAGCACCCCGCUGGAGCGUCUCGCCGGCAGCCUUCGGAUUUGGAUCGGCAGCGCGCCCGGCGAGAAGUGCGGCCUCGAGCAGGACGUCCGGCAUAAGAUGGUAGACCGCUGCCUCGGCAUCACCAAGAGCGUCGUCGGCAUGGAGACAGACACGGGGUACGGCAGCAUGAGCGAGUGCGACGAAGAGGGCUGUUGA